Molecule: messenger RNA, 315 nt
Organism: Aaosphaeria arxii CBS 175.79
Lineage: Eukaryota; Fungi; Ascomycota; Dothideomycetes; Pleosporales
Exons: 2
Coding region: 1-315 (104 amino acids)
Source: RefSeq, a predicted model, not a curated record
AUGAUCGCUGCUGGUGCUGCUGCGGUUGCGCUAGUGAUAACAUUAAAAGGCAAGUCAAGUGGAAAGAAAAGACAAGAACGCCGUGAGACAAAUCGAUCGGGGGAGGAUUUUCCGCAGAGUCCGGUCGGUCGCGAUGCCGAAACAGCAAUCGCACCACCCUUCGAACCGAUCCCUCCCUCCAUCCAUCCUCCGCCUCCGCCUCCGCCAACACCGAAGAAAUCAUCCGAUGGCCCACCGACCCCGAAACUCCCUUUUAACACCGUUUAUGCCGUAGAACUCGCGUAUUAUGGAACGCAAACAUUCGAAGAAGAGUAA